UGGUUUUCAAACUUAUAUUAAAAGAAUGAAUUCAAAAAUAUUUAACAAAUAUUUGGGUUUUUGGUUGAUUUGAAUUAUUUUAAUUUACAAAUGAUUAUAAAAUAAAAAUUCAUACAAAAAAACUAUUUUUUAUGCAAUUUUAAGAAUAUUUGUAGUACAUGGACUAUGUGCAUGAAAUUUUAAAAAAUGCGCGUGUCCGUCACUGCCUGAACUAACAGUAAUUAACAGAAAUGACCAAAAUGUUAAAUUAUUGAAACAUGAGAAGGUCAAAUGUGAAAUUAAUGCAAAUUUAAAGGAUCAAAAUUGUAAUUUUCCCAUUUUACUCUGUAUCAUCAACACUGUAAUUAAUUGUUCAUAGUUCUUGCACAAUUAAAUCAGUGACGGUGGUCAUGGUUAAUCAUCUAGAGCUCUGUUUUUUAUGCCAGGCGUGGCUAUAAAUUCAUCAUCUCUCCUUAAUAAGCUUUGCCUUUUCUCUCUCCACAUCUCUCUCUCUCUCUCUCUCUCUCUCUCUCUCUCUCUCUCUCUCUCCAUAUUUAAUGUUUUCUUGAUUGCUCAGUGUCAUUCUGCAUUACACAACUGCCUCAAAUGUGACAUAAAUAAGGGACUCGUAUGCAAAUAUUUCAACAACAAAAAAAAAAGGAACCAUUUUUAUUUAUUUCUUGAAGGGCUUUCGUCACAGUAAUAAGUGCAGAGGUUCCGAGAAGCAGCACCCAUUCUGAAAAUGUGGAUUUUUGAUUUUGGGAAGAAAUUUUUAAAGUUAAGUUAGCAUUCUUGUGAAGAAAAAAUAUGGAUAUGUCUGGAAAUGAUACUAAUGUGGGCCCACCGAAACCAAGCGAAGACGCCGUAGAUUAUCGUGUAGCUACGUUAUCGAAUAAUGUAACAAACGCAUCCAUUGAAAUGAUUACAUCAGCCAAUCGAAUGGUGAAGUCAUCGUCUUGUUCUUCUUCGGCCCCUAUGGUGGAUUCUUUCUGCCCCUCCGUUUGGGAGCAGCAGAGUUUAGGCUAUUGUGACACGAGUGUUCGAAACGGUGCGUUGCUAAACGCGCUUCCUCACAGCUUAACUCACUUCCCAACCGAUCCGGCUUUUAUCGAGAGGGCUGCUCGAUUUUCUUGCUUCAGUAAUGGUGGGAGUUUUAGUGAAAUGGUCAACCCUUUGACCAUUCUUGAUCCUUUGAAUCCUCGAAACCGGGCUGUGGGGCCCGUGGUAGGCCCGAACGAGGUUUUCUUGGGUAAUGGAUCGAACCCUUUGAAAGACGAGAAAAACGGAGUUGAUUUAGGGGGUAAUCAAUCCGAUGGCGCUGAAUUUAGCAGAAGUGGCGAGCGAGAAGUGUCGAAUGGAAACGGCUGGAAGAAGAGGAAGAGAAUCGAAAAGAAAAAUGAAAAUAAUGAAGCACAACAAACAUGUGUUGAAACAACUGAAAUUAGACGAAACCCCAGGGGCAAAAAUGGUAAUUUGGAGCCCCAAGGAUCUGACCCCCCCAAGGAAGAUUACAUACAUGUUCGAGCACGAAGAGGGCAGGCUACAAAUAGUCACAGUCUUGCUGAAAGGAUAAGGAGGGAGAAGAUUAGUGAAAGGAUGAAAUUACUUCAAGAUCUUGUCCCUGGUUGCAGCAAGCAGGUUACUGGAAAAGCAGUUAUGCUCGACGAAAUAAUUAAUUACGUGCAGUCACUACAACGGCAGGUCGAGUUCCUAUCGAUGAAGCUUGCAACGGUGAAUCCACGGAUGGAUUUCAAUAUUGAAGGAUUAAUCGCUAAAGAUAUAUUACAACCUAGAACCGGGCUUUCAUCUUCGAUACCUUUUCCAAAUGAUAUGACGAUGCUCUUCCCUCCAUUUCAACCAACUGUAAAUGUCGGUGGCGGAUUCAGACAACCUAGUUCUCAACAUAUGCAGGCACCGAGUACUGCGUGGGAAGACGAAUUUCACAAUGUAUUUCGUAAUGGCUUCAAUUCGAGUUCUCCUCCUAAUAAUAGCCAAGAUUUAAGUGUUACUUUACCAGGUCACAUGAAAGAUGAAAUUUAAUUUGUUUUCGGUGUUCGGAGCCUUAUUAUAUAUAUCCGGUUUUGCAAGUUGCUAAUUCCCGUGCUGAAGUUAAAGAUGAUAGUUUUCGGGCUUCGAAUAACAGAGGAACAAGAUUAUUAGAUUAAUAUGUGUUUUUCUUAUUUCAUUCUUGAAUGUAAUAUUAUAUAUUAUUUUUUGUUCAAAUCUUUCUUUCUUGUAGGCUGCUGUGUAUAUAUGUACUAAUAUUUUUAUUUUA
Molecule: messenger RNA, 2254 nt
Organism: Erythranthe guttata (spotted monkey flower)
Lineage: Eukaryota; Viridiplantae; Streptophyta; Magnoliopsida; Lamiales; Phrymaceae
Source: RefSeq, a predicted model, not a curated record